Messenger RNA from Xyrichtys novacula (pearly razorfish), 9830 nucleotides. The record is from the annotation of a GenBank genome assembly. Lineage: Eukaryota; Metazoa; Chordata; Actinopteri; Labriformes; Labridae.
GAGAAAACAGCCCUUGGUGUGAGAAUGCACGGACUCUAUUUUGUCCACGGUUUCCUGUAACUGGCAUUUUAUUUUGUAAGUACAAAUAUUGUAUAAUAUAAAUGCUAAACGUGUCAAUCAUAAGAAUUGCUCAGAGGUCGUUACCAAUAAUAAUUAACCCAUGUCAAAAACACCAGCGUUUACUGAUUUUAACCAAAUCAGUCAACGCUGGCGUGUUGCUAUUUUCACGCCAGGCAGUCAUAUAGGAGAUGGAUCAAUACUUCGUAAUAUUUUAGUUCGAAAACAAUUGAACGAUUCAGUGACGGUUCUUGAUAUUGUUCAUUCCAAGUGGCCGUAAAAGAUGAGUUGCUGUCCGGACUCUGUGCCCGUGGAGACCCGACCUGGUACAGCACGAGUCCAAGUGACUGAGCUGGGGGAAUCAGGCAGCAACAACCCAACUCCUACCAAGAAGCCAUGUGAGGGCUCGGAUACAGCAGUGGAUGUUUACAUCACUCCAGAAAAACUGGUAAUUUAGCUAAAAGUCAAGAGUCAUCCCACCUAUAGGGGAGAGUGGGGUAAGUUGAGCCAAAGGGUAAGUUGAGCCACCCCCUGUUGCUUGGAAAUGGUAAAAAAAAAAAAAAAAAAAAAAAAAAAUUGAUCCUGUGACCAAAUAUUUAGGAGGGAUACGGCUCAACUUACCCCACUCCUUUGGUCAACUUACCCUGUGUAUGGGGUAAGUUGACCAUAGGAGACCACCUUUUUUUGGCAUGCUAUAUUAUCGAGACAGUUAUGUUUACACUCAUUCUGUUGGUUUGCAGUUUGGAAAUAUAUGCAGAUACACUAGUUAGAGACAAAACUAUGAUUGCCUUGAUGUAGUGAAUCCAAAAUAUGAAAAAACUGGCUCAUCUUACCCCACUCUCCCCUACGCUGUGUUCUCCCUUUCUUUGUUUUCAUUGUAUUUUGUGUGUUCGUGCACCCUCUCCUUAUUUAUCAAAUUAAAAAGGCAACCCACACUGUAGAUUUUUGAGUGAAUCUAAACUGAAAGAAAAACGACUUCUUUUAGAUGUGACAGAAUAAGUUGUAAGUGGGUUUCUGUUGUUUUCUGUCCCUCACAGGAGUGGUUGUGUGGUACUCAGGACCUCUCUCAUGUGACCUCGCUGGAGAUCUGCGUAGACACACGAGAAUGCACACUCGGUAACUUUGGUGAGAUAAACAGAAAAUCUUGGCUCAAACAGUUUUUUGUCUUUUCAUUGUUAUAGGUUGUUAUUGUUUCGAUUUAACAUCACAGAUUCAUUCACAAACUCUCAAUACCCUUAAAUCCUAAUUUAUACAACUGAGAGAGACAGAUUUCUAACCAGCAGAAGACAAUAAUUCAUAGCUGAUGCUUACUACAGAGACAAUUACAAUCAAGAAUUCCAUAACACAGAAUGAACAAAGAAAUCACUAUGACACACCAAACAUAUCAGUACUAAUUUUCCUGUCAGGUGUGCCAACCUUAACUCAUGAUGACAGAGCUGAUAAUCAUGGAGGAACAUUUCAUUCUCCCCUUUGUACUUAGAUCAUUCUAGAUUGCAAAACAUGUGCAGGCAUGAAAGAGCAGUGUCCAUACAUGUGUGAUUCAGACUCAGUCACUGAAGGUGCUCUUCAUUGCAACCAACUGAGCUUAAACACAUCAGUUGCAUAAAUUUGUGUGAGGUGAAUUUUGAAUCGAGUAGUGAGGUUAGUGUUAACCCAUUACAAAUCCCCUUCUUGGUAGAGGACAGCAAUAAGAAUUUGUUUUGUUUAUCUGAUUCGUUUGUAGGUGUCUACUUGCCCAAACUGGUGCAGCUGAAAAUGAACAACAGUAGGAUUAUGUCAGUAAGGUGAGCAUGAAGUUACAUAACACCAACACAAUUUCCUUUUUUUUUUCUGUCAAAGAGAACACUCACACUCCUAUCACCUUCACAUUAUCUCAUGGAGUAUUUCAGAUUCUCAAGAAGCUUACAUCUCCAACAGAUCAAGUAAGGAACAAUGACAUUUAGUGUUAACCAAAAUCAAAUAUAUGAUAAAAAUAACUUUAUUUUUAUAGCACAAAACAAAAAGCCCAAUUAAAACAAGGCCUCAGAAUUGAAGGCCAUUUUCAUAUGGCAUAAGGAACCCAGACAAUACAAGAACCCUGUAACAUAAAAUGAGACCAUGAGGACCAGAAUAAAAACAUAAAAUAUAUAAGUAUAAAAUGAUAGUAAAGCCGAAAGUAUAUGAUAUAUGAUACUAGUAUAUGAUAUAUAAAACCAGGCACAAACUAGUAUAUGAUACUAGUUUGUGCCUGUUAUCAUUCACCCAUGCUAUAUUCGGCCUGGGUUUAUAAAGAAAGCAAGCGUGUCUUCCUUUAAAGAGGAUUGUAACCCGAGCUUUUGAGCAGCAGUGAACUCAUGGGGAUUUUUGCUAUGCCUCACAGUGAUCACAUGUGCAAGAAUAUACACUCUCAAAUCAAGAGUCCCUGGAAGCUACAAAGAGGCAGUGCUUUGAAGCAGAAUAGCAGGUCAAAGGUCAUGGGUAUGUGCAUCUGAUGAAGAGUGUUGUAACAGUGCAGGUGUAGCUCUCUGUUGUGCUCCUGCCAAGAUUUCCUUGUGGGAACUCAUGAGGCGGUGUUUCUGUGAGUAAGCUGGAGGUUGCUGCUCGUAAACCAACAAAUGUGGUGUUCAGUGCAGUUGCAAGGAUAGAAAGAAGAGGUUCUCCCAUCCGUCUCAUAUGAGGGCAUAGAGAUUUGGUAGAUAAAAAUUUAAUUGCAAGGUUUAGAUUAUAAUUUUUAAACUGUAAUCAUUGUAGGAAUAAAGACAGAACUACUCUGCAUUGUUUCAGUGUCCUACUCACAUGUUUGCAGCCACAACCGUGUCAUCAAAAUCCCAUGAAAGAAGCAAUAAAACCUCCAGGAUAAGACUUACACAUACACACACUGCAAACUGGACUCACACAGAGAAAACUUACCAAGUCAAUACAGAGAAUAAAGUAGUACAAAUAGACAGAUAGGAUGCUGUCUGCUCCACCCUGAGAGCAGCAGAGCAGGGCCAGCCGGACGUGCACUGCCUCUGAUAGCAUUUCCUGCUCAGGGCUGUGGGAGCUCCAGCAAAGAGGGUGUUACAGGGUUGUUGAAACACUGAGUCCCUCCUGGAAGGGUCAGAGCAGGGGAUGCUGAAGAGACAAUUUGGCUUCAGAGGAGAAGCCUGCAUAUUGAGGAAUUGUAAAGAAUUUCCAGCUUUGGUAGUCAAGGGAUUAGUUGUGUAACUUCACGAACUGCCUCUAAAUGGAUUUUGUGAAAUUUUGUCUCCGCAGAGACCUGGGAACCACCCUCUCCCACCUGCAAGUGCUGCAUAUGUCAUGCUGCUCCCUGAAAGAUUUGGAUGGUAUCUCUAUUUUCUCUGCUCUCAAGGUAAAGUUUAACAUGACUUAUGAAUGAAGGAGUGCAACAAAGAAACAUUUGAAUCAUAUUUAUUUGCACACUGACAAAAUUUGGAUUUUACCCUGAUAACUCAAUUUAAAGGGAUAUUCCAGCAUAAAAAUGAAGUUAGGGUUAAACACACCGUAACACCAAGUUAGACACCCCCUUGAGAGAUUAAUGUUGCUUACUGCUUGCUUCUCUAGCUAUACCAACUUUAGUAAUGACUGCACGAUAGCAAUACACAGCAGUCUAUGUCUCCACGCGCAAACCUCAACCAAAUAGCCACUCUAUAGCCACAAAUAAUGCUCAGAACAGUACCUAACUUCAUCAACAGUACAUAUAGGGCCCCAGCCAUAGUACCAGGUACCAAACAUCUUUUUAGCUUUGCCUGUUUUUUUUUUCAGCAAAGAGACUAAACACAACUCACCCACUCUCCUCCAGCAGCUGCUUGUUUGUGGGGGAGCCCUGACGAGUCGAUCACUGCAUGCAGCGGAGUUUCGCAUCUCAAGGAAGAACAUUUAUGAUCAUUACUCCAUGGAAAUGCAAUCAGACUGAGACACUAAGAAAGAAGAACUACCGCGUCUGCAGCGCAAAAUGAUUAUUAUGAUGAUUAUUACUUCAAGAAAAUGAUCCGCUGCACUCUGUGAUCGACUCAUCAGGGCUCCCUCACAAGCAAGCGGCUGCUGGAAGAGAGUGGGUGAGUUGUGUUUAGUCUAUUUGCAAUAGAGUGUCUUUUUGGUUGAGGUUUGCUAGUGGCUCCUGAGACUACUGUGUAUUGCUAUCGUGCGGUCGUUGCUGAAGUUGGUAUAACUAGAGAAGCAAGAAGUUGGCAACAUUCAUCUCUUGAGGGGGUGUCUAACUUGGUGCUAUGGUGUGUUUGAUCAUAACUUAAUUUUACACCGGAAUAUCCCUUUAAACACAGUUACUUAACACAAAGAUAUUCAUGUUAGUUUAUCAGAGUUCCCGUUCCCUUUUAUUUUCUCAUAGCCCCGGUCCUGUUGGUGUUGUAAGAGACCAUAUUACCUGUCUAACUUUUCCAAUGUGUCCAAUAUGUUUCAAUUUUCGUCCCACAUCAUUUGAUUCUGUUUGUGUUUUAUUAGUCCUCUAUCUGAAAGUUUAUCCUUUUGUCUAAACUCUUUUCUUGUCCCCCUGUUACAAACUUGCAUGUUCAUCCGUUUUGUUUCAGGAGUUGCAUGUGGACUUUAACUAUCUAUCAGACCUCAGUCCAGUUGCAAUGCUGGAGAACCUGCAGCUGUUAGAUCUUGAAGGAAACCAAGUGGAUGAUCUAGCCCAGGUUCAGUAUCUGGGGUUGUGUGGCAAACUUCAGUCACUCACCUUAGAGGGAAAUGCUCUUUGUUUUUGCCACAACCCUACUGCCUCACAGGUAAAGUAAAGUUCUGCUAAAGUUGUUUUUACCACAAUACUCAAUGUUAUAUACAUUUUUCACCAACUGAAAAGAGAGAUUGGAAAGUAAUUUGACAACAUAAAUUGAUUUUUCUUCCAGCUUUUCUUGCAUUUGAACUGUCUUUCUGUCCUUGUCAGGCUCUCAGUCCACUAUGACUCUGCAGACACAGAUAUUUGACAAAUAAGCAUUUUUCAAAGGAAGUGUAGUGCAACUGGAGACAUCAGGAAGGGUCAUAAUAAGCUUUGAAAGUCAUGUAUCUGCCUGGGCUAUGCGUAGCACACACAAUUAUUAAUUAUAAACUGUUGAAUCACCAUCCAAGCACAGUUAAGUACUUACGACAAAAAAGAAGCAAGUGAGUGGGUGGGUAUGCAACAUUUUUGGAGCCAUAAUGUUGCUUUGCUGAUCCGUGAUCCUGUCUUCAAUGACUUUUGUCUGGUUGUCAAUGGUUUUGCUGGGUUUUGGAUCACUUUGGCACUGUGUUUGAACACCAGUAGGCUAUAUAAGGGGCUGUCUCACCUGCACUGGGGUGAAGAGAUGAGCAUAACUAGACGUAAUUUUUGUUUACCACAUAUUUUUAUAUAUAUUUUAUAUUCUUUGUUUGUAAUGAUACACACCACAAAGUGUACACAUAUAACAUCUGAUGUGCGUGUGUAAAUCACUGGCCACUGUAGAAGUCUUUCUUUCUGCCAUUAUAGCUCCGAAACCUCGCUGAGCUGUGGGUGGUUUUUUGGAACAGCAGCGGCGUGCCACACAAAUAUACAGGACCUAUUCUCUGUCUAAAGGGACUUUUUUAAGGUACUUGGAAAGCUACAAUAGAAUGUAAAGAUCAGACUCUUUUCCAGAUUGAGAAAAAAAAAAACAGUGCAAUGCAGCAAAGUACAGCUAAAAUUGUGGAUUAUUGCCACCUGAAGCAGCUGAUACUAAGUUGUGCAAAGACAAAGGUCACAACAAUUAAGUAGGAGGGGGAUAAAAAAUCACAGCUGGAAAUAAGGCUAAGCUUGAGCAUGGAGCUUGGCAAAGUGGUGUGUUCUGCUGUUUUUCGAAGUGGUGACACUUCUUUGGCUGCGCAGUCAAAUCAGAGGAGUGUUGUUUUAUGGCUGUGUAUGCUCUUUAUGUGAGUCUUAAACAACAGGAAGCACAGUGGGAGAGGAGGAGUCAUCAAACUAAUCAAACAUAACAACCAUAUGUUUGACUGACACUCUCACAUGUUUUUCAUUACAUUAGAGUAAAUUUAAAAACAUAAGAAUAAGGCCGCUCACUAAAGUCUGAUUCAGACUGGAUCCAGAGACACUCAGUGUAGCUGGAUUAUAUUGUCCUUGUAGAAGCUGCAUCUCUACCUUUUGCUGAUUCAGAACACAGUGUUCUGUAAGUUUUGAGGCCCCUGUGAAUGUGCUUAUUUACACCCACCAGCAGAGCAUUAAUUAGGAAACUGGGGCAAUGAGUGGAGACGCUGAGCUGAAUAUGCAUUAGGCCUGUGCUUUGUAGUGACUGGGGGCUUCUUGGGUUUGCUCUCUUGCCAAACUAUCACUCCUCCUGCUCUCUUGCUUUCCAUCACAAACACACAUCCGUUCACUUCCUCUCACCCAGACCUCAUUCUCCUCCUCUUUUCUCUUCCCUUUCCUCCCUGCCAGCCCUUCACUGGCUUUUUCAUUCAUUGGAUCUGUGUGGUUUGUUGAAGGGGCCAUAGUGCCAGGCUCAAAUUUGAUUGCUAAGUAGUUUGGCAAGUUGCUGGACUCUCCCUGCUCUCUCUGCCUCUCCAUGUGCUGAUCAACACCCAGUCCUAAAUAGAAAAUGUCCACUGCAGACUUUGAUCGUACUUUUUAUUUAUUUAUCUGCAUAAUAACUUAAUGUCUUUUCCCUGCUUCUUUGAUCCAAAAAGGCACUGAUACAUGUGAUAAAAUCCUAUAUCGUGUGGGUAAGGUGUAUCAGUAUUAAUUUGGCUCAUUUUUCCUUUUCUCCUUCCCAAAACCUUCUUCCCAGAUGGUAAACUAUAGUUAUCGAGCUGCAGUGAGGGAGAUGAUCCCUCAGCUGCGUUUCCUUGACAAUGUUCGGGUGGAGGAGGAGGGAUGUAGUUACACCAGCACCAUCGGAAAAGACUGGGCAGUUCUCCGAGACUCCAUCAGAAACUUCAAUUCCUCUCAAGUUGCUCCUGAAGACGGUGUGUGUACACACAGAUGAUGUUCUGAGUCAACCAGUGUCACACAGCCAUGUAUUUAUCAUGUAUCUCUCUUUGUUUUUUUCUUCACUUUGUAGAGGAAACAGUGAACAGUGCAGGUGCUCACAGCAAAAACAGCUUAGCCAAACGCCCAAAUUCCGGCCUCUCCUGUACUCGCCCCCUGUCAUUAACAAGCCCCAGGCCCCUCUCUGGCUCCAGACCCAUGUCAGCGAACACACCUGGAGUCCUUUCCCCUCCUGGAUCAAGCCGGGGCUCUUCAGACUCAGAUCUAUCGACGGUGGAUACAGAAACCAGCAGUCUGACUCAUGGUCAGGCACUUCGCCAUGAAAUCCAUUUCCUUCUCUACAUUUGGUUUUACUGCUUUAUUAAUUCCCUUCUUAUAAGCAUCACCCAUAAGCUUUACUCAACAGUGCCCCCCAGAGGACCUCUUUGGUGUCAGAGAUCAGUUUGCAUAAUUGAAAUCUUUUUUUUUUGCUUUGAUUUUUGAAGGAGCCGGCAAAAUCUUGUUCUGUGGAAACCCAGUCCAAGCAAUCCGAGCGAGGCGAGAAAAACUGAAGGUUGGUAUUCUGCGUUGGAAGAGAACUGCACUAAAUUUCUUCAUUUAGAUAAGAAAACAUCAAAUUUUCAGAAAAGAAAUUACUUUGGAUGCUAAUGCUGCUUUAGUAGCAAGGUCUUAAAAAAGACCACAUAAAACCAGCAUGUCAUGUUAGUAUGAACAGAGUGCUGCUGCCACUCUGUGUGUUCCUCUUACUUUGCCCUCCUAAUCUUCCUUCUCUCAGACUCUUGUGUCCAUCCAUAAUUUAUCUUCUCAUCUCGCAGACCAUUAAUCUGUAAAGUUUUCUAGUUUCCUCUCCUACCCUUCAUACUCCAUUCCCUGUCUGCUCCCUCCCAUAGACGGCACCCACGAGGUCUGCUUUCAGUCCUCGCAACCUGCCUAUUCAUGUACCGGAACACACCUAUGACCUAGAGGAGCCAGAUGUGGGAAAGUGUGAUGAUGUGUUUGCUGAGCUGAGAGCCUGGAGGGAGCAGCAUGGCAGGUGCUAACUUCUUACACACCUGAACCUGUUUUUUUCCUGGAAACACAAUACUGGAAACUUCGUAGGUUUCAUUUAGAUAGGUAGAUACAGAAAAUGUAGGUAGGUUAAUCCAGUAAUGACUUAUUGGACUCAUCAUAACCACAAAAUGCUUACUGUACUGGUGGGCAUUUUUUUGUUUCAAGAGCAGAUAUUUGUAAACAAAAUAUGACUGAAAUCUGACAAAUGCAUUGUUUUUUUCAGGCGUCUCCAAGCUAUAAAGACAGAGAGAGGACCACAGAUUCUAUCUAUCCAGUACAGUGAUGAAGAAGAAGAGGGGUAUGAUGAUGAUGACGACAAUGAUGAUGAAGAGGAAAAUGGCUCUGAUGAUAAAAUGAGCUGCAGCAGUGACAAAGAGUCUAGACGGGGGGCAUCUAGAGACAGCCUGGUGACUACCUCUUCAGGUUCCUUGCUCCAGUCUCCUUCUCCAGGUAAGUAGUUAUUGAAUGAAUGAAAACACAGCUUUUUUUUAAAAAAGGAAUUCAUACAACAUCAUCAAAACCCACAAAAGAUCAAGUUACUAAACAAAUUCUUUUGCUUGUAUUUGGUUUGUAGAUCAGUAUCAUAGAGGAGGUUUAUCCCCUGAAGUGGCUCGGUUGUCUUUGUCCCCAGAUGCAACACCUUCCCCUUCACCACCUCUCAGUGCCACAGCAGCUUCUUGCAAUCAGAAGCCAAUAGGGACCCGUGCACGUAGGCUUCGACUUAGCCAGACCAGUCUGAGGGAAAAUUUACCUCAUUUCAGUAGAGUAGGAGGUUUGUCUGGAACAUUUUCAUCUGCAGAAGAAACGGACCUUACACCUGAGGGCUUCCAGAAGUUAACCAGGACAGAUUUGACACUGUUGCCCGCUCCGUCACUCAAACCCCACCCACCUCCAGCAACUGCUCUUGGUGAAAGGCUCACAGGUUUAUGGUAAGGCUUUGAUAACUAUAAGUUUUAUAAAUAAAUGAAAACAAAACUGAGUUUGUAGUGGCUUUAACUGAUUAAUCUAAUUCAGAUUUUUAAUAAAUCAAUUAAUCCGACCUUUUUGACUUAGUGUACCAGGAUACUGUUUUUGAUUUCCUCAUGUAUUUGUAGACAGUGUGUCCCUUUACUUAAUGGUAAUUCACGUCAUCUUUUGAAGUUAAUAUUGUUGUGUUUUCUGAUCUGUUCUUGUGUAAAAUUUUCCUUGUGUUUUGCACAUUAGGGCCACAAUAUAAAUUCAUUUUAUAAUGCAUCUUAACCAAAUCAAACUUAAUAGUUCUUGACUGAGAUAUUUUCUUUUUUGCACAGUGCAGAGAUGGACUGGACUAGUGCACAGUCUGGCAGCCAUCUUCACACUUCCACUAAAUGCAAAGUCCUGGAUAGACCAAAGAUAACCCGCCCUCACACAGCCAGAGCAGCUCUACAGAAACAUCAGCAGCACCACAGGCACCAGCCCUGCAGAGGGAGCUCACACCCCAACUGACACCAGAGUGGCUUAAUAUUUGUAAUAUUCGGCUGCCUGGCCAAUGAUCUGUGUGAUCUACAGCUUUGAGGACCUACGGAUGUUCAGUUCAGACAACUUUAUUUAUCCCACAGGGGGGCAAUUCAUUUGUGGCUCUCCAGUGCAUAUUCAUUCAUUUAUACAGUCAGUCAAUAGCAUACAUAAAUAAUCAAUCAGUCAGUCAAGUAAACAUGUUUAAGCAUGGGACAGAGGGAGAUGUCAGGACUUUACAAGUAGCCUACGUAUACUAAACGUAGAGCAAGAUAAAACAAGAUAGGAUAAAAUAUUAAAAAAAAAACAAGUGAGGUAAAAACAA